Messenger RNA from Cucumis melo (muskmelon), 2216 nucleotides. RefSeq names its product S-locus-specific glycoprotein S13-like. Bases 478 to 870 code for a protein of 130 amino acids. The transcript has 2 exons. The record is from RefSeq and is a predicted model, not a curated record. Lineage: Eukaryota; Viridiplantae; Streptophyta; Magnoliopsida; Cucurbitales; Cucurbitaceae.
GCAGUAAUAGUAACGAUAACAACAAUAAAAUUUUUGGUAAAAGUGCGUAAAUGUAUGAAGGAAAAGCACUGAAAAUUUAAUGGAUUAGCAAAGAAAGUGGGAAGCUUGUUUGUAAUGGAUUUGCUACGACGACUUGGGAGUGAAGUCAAAUUGAGAAAAAACAAUGAAGAGAAAAAUAUUGUGUUGGGAGUAAUGAUGUUAAGGUCCCAGUUCACUUACAAAAGAAGGAUCAGUGUCAAUCUCAGGAUUCAAAGAAGGGAGAUGAAUAUGAUGAACUCAACUCAAUUCCCAUUUCUUUAAUGGCUUCCCAUUAAACUUUUACAUCUUUAUCUCCCAUUUCUCCGCUAUUUUCUUCACUGUUACGCCCAGCCCGGCACAAUUAAAUUAAAUUGGGUUCACCAAUCGUUGCUGGGUCUAAUAAAUUUUUGGGUAUCACUCUCCGGCGAAUAUUUGCUUUUGGGUUUCGCCAAAUUGCCGAUGGCAAAUACGUACCUCGUCGGCAUAGUGUUCGACAAAAUUCCUGAGAGAACUUUGGUUUGGUCUGCCAACAGAGACGACGAGGCACAGGCUGGUUCAAACAUUAGUCUUACAAGCACGGGUGGAUUUGUGCUGAUUCAUAAGAAUGGUACUGAAGUUUCAAUCUAUAAUGGCAAAGACAUUUGCUCUGCUUCAAUGUCCGACAAUGGCAACUUUAUGCUGUUCGAUUCCUCGUCCUCCAUUCCCACAUGGCAGAGCUUCGGUCAUCCCACCGAUAAUCUGUUGGCUGGAACAGGUCCUUCACAUUGGCCAUCAACUGUACUCGAGUACCAACAUAACAACGAACGACUAUUCGACAGGCCGAUACGGGUUGGAUGUUGCAAACGGUGGUAAUGUCCUAUUGACUGCUUUUCGAAACGGUGAUCCUGCUUAUAACUAUAAGGGCACGUCGGAAAACACCACUGCCAUUGUCUUCAACCAAACUACAGCUCUAUUAUAUGUAGUUAAUGCCACGGAAAUUACAUAUCCUAUGACAACCAAAUUGUCAGUCUCAGUAGAAGACUACUACCGCCGAGCAUUUCUCGAUGAUCAAGGCAACUUGCGACAGUUGUAUCGGAUUAAAAAUGGUGGUGAUGACGAGUGGAUAACGGCAUGGAAGUUAAUUGAAAAGCCUUGUUUGGUGAGUAACAUUUGUGGGGCGUUUGGAAUUUGCACAAAUGGCAAUGAUAUUACGAUUUGUGAGUGUUUGGAAGGGUAUGUGCCAAUUGAUCCAACAUACCUUUUAAAGGUUGCUAUCCACAUCCAGAUGUGGUUAUGGACUUUUGUACGUUGAAUACUGCAAACGAGAGGUUCAAAAUUGCUAGGUUUGGCAAUUCUGAUUUCCCAUUUCCUCUCGUCUCUGAUGUGUCCAUGGUUGGACCAACAAUGGACAAGAGCAAGUGCGAGGAAGCUGUGAGGAAGGACUGUUUUGCUCAGCAGCCGUUUUUUCAAUGGUAAUUGCUACAAGUAGAGGAUGCCACUGUUAAAUGCUAGAACAAGCAUUCCUGACACCACUAAUCUUGUGGCUUUCCUGAAAGUUCUCAUAAUUUGGCAAAAACUCCCUUUCUAAUGAGGUUGUGGUUUGUUCAACAUUUGUGUUGUUUUUUGUAGUUGUGUUUGUCUAUUAUCAACCCUUUAUUAUAAAGGGUUUCUUUAAACUAGGGAAGAAGCCUGCAAAGUUGAAGCCAUUGGAGAUGAAUUUGAAGGCAUUUUCAUUCAAUGAAUUGAGGCAGCAACCGUUACAAAAAAAGUGGAUGUUUUUUUAGCUUUGGAGUGAUGUUGUUAGAGAUCAUAUUUUGUGGAAGGGAAGAAGAAACACAAGGAGAUGAUGGAAUCAUACUUGUGGAUUGGGUGGUAAGUUUUUUGAGAGCAGAGAGAGAUUGAGAGACAUAAUAAGCCAUGAUUGUGAAGCAAUGAAUGACUAUGAAAGGUUUAAGAGGAUGACAAUGGCAAGGAGUGUGGUGCAUUUCUUCAGAUCCUGUAAGCCGGCCAUCCAUGAAAGAGGUUGUAUGGAUGCUAGACGGAAGCAGUGAUAAGUCAGAAUCCCUCCUUUGCUUGAAUGAAUAAUAUGCAAUUUUACGAGUCAUGUUUAGUGUCGUUUGUGUUAUUUGAAGAAAGGCUUCAAAAUUCAUUUCAAAAAAGAGAUUCAGAGUAAUUUGUUUCCUUUUGUAUGUUAAUGAAGAUCAAAUGUUUGUAAUGCA